AAAACACUUAUUCUCUCAGGGUGUGUAUAUAUACUGUAAACACAACUGUCUUCAGGCUGUACAAUCACUAAGGCAGAAAGCUUUCAAAAUGAAGCUGUUCCUGGGUAUCAUUCUUGCCUUUGGCAUCUCAGUGACACUAUGCAGGUCACAAUGCUUUUUCUAUUCACUUCGAGGCAAUCCAGCAGCUUGUUACCACAACGGAGUGCGGUACCAAUUUGAGGAUACCUGGGAGGCCAGGGACUGCUUAAAGUGCACAUGUAGCUCAACUGGAGUGCAGUGCUGCAAAACAAUUUCUUAUCCUACCAACUAUGAUCGGGUGAACUGCAUAGCCAUUCGCAACUGGCCAGAAUGCUCCUUUCGAAUUGUCAGGAAACUGGACCGCAGCAUGCCCUGUGAAGUCAUUGGGGUUAUUAGUUAGACCCCAAAUUAGCUCUCCUACUGGUUAAACAAAACUUACCCUGAAUUGUGCAAGUAAACUGAACAAUGAAAAUCUGUGGCUACUUGACGUUACUGAGUCUUUUGGUAUCUGCAACAUUUUAAGAGAGACUUAAAUCAUUUUUACUUCUAAAUACAUUUUGGUACAGUUGG
This is a messenger RNA of Gavialis gangeticus (Gharial), 588 nucleotides long. Its product is annotated as beta-microseminoprotein-like. The transcript has 4 exons. The record is from RefSeq and is a predicted model, not a curated record. Bases 89 to 418 code for a protein of 109 amino acids. NCBI's taxonomy places the organism in Eukaryota, Metazoa, Chordata, Crocodylia, Gavialidae.